AUGGAAAAGGCCUUAGUACUGUGGAUUGAAGAUAACACCCAGAAACGGAUUCCGAUAAGCGGGGACAUGAUUAAACAGAAAGCGCUGAACAUUUACGCCUUAUUGAAAAACGAAUUGCCAUCAACAUCCGAAAAACAACCAGAAUUCAAAGCUAGCAACGGGUGGUUUUCAAAGUUUUCGAAGCGUUACUCGUUGCGUAACAUCAAAAUGGCAGGUGAAAGUGCCUCUGCCGACGAUCAAGCGGCCGCUUCAUUCCCGGCAGAACUGAAGCGAGUUAUUGAGGAAGGAAACUAUAAACCUGAUCAAGUCUUCAACGCAGAUGAGACAGGCCUUUUCUGGCGUCGGAUGCCUUCUCGCACAUACACCUUCAAAAAUACGAAAUGCACGAAGGGUCAUAAGACAGCAAAAGCGCGAGUAACAUUAAUGUUCUGCUCCAACGCUUCGGGUGACAAGCUACUGAAACCGAUGCUCAUCAACACUUCUCAAUCCCCACGUUCAAUGAAAAAUGUGAACAUGACCAACCUGCCAGUUCACUGGAAAUCCAACUCGAAAGCUUGGAUGAGUGGACCAUUAUUUAAAGAAUGGUUCCACGAGUGCUUUGUACCCGAAGUACAGUGCUAUAUGUCUGAAAAGGGUCUGGAUUUUAAAGUAAUUUUGAUUCUCGAUAAUGCUCCAAGCCAUGUAGCAAUAAGCCAUCCCAACGUGAAGGUGUUAUUUUUGCCGCCCAACACAACCUCCCUGAUUCAACCCUUGGAUCAGGGAGUGAUUGCUGUUUUCAAAAAACAGUAUAUCAAAUUAUCUUUCCGAUACGUUUAUGAAACAAUGGAGAGGGACCCUUCAUUGGAGAUCACCGAGGCCUGGAAAAAGUUCAACAUUAAACAUUGUGUCGACUACAUCAAUCUUGCAUGCCUUGCCUUAAAAAAAUCGACGUUGAAUGGAUGCUGGCGCCCAGUUUGGCCAGAAUGCGUUAGUGCCAGCUGUUCAUCCAACGAUCACCAAAUCGAUGCACAGAUUAUGAAGCUUGCCAGUGCAGUUGGCAUCAAAGAUCUAUCGAACGAAGAAAUUGCGGAGAUGAUGAAGGAAAGUCAAUUAUCUGAUGAGGAACUGCUGGAACAUCUAAGAGAACAAAGUCAAAUCGAGCGAGAAACAGCAGAAAGUGAAGCGGAGGACGACGAUGUUCUGUCCACAAUUACACCAGAUGUUUUAAAAAAGGGAAUUGAUAUUGCGGAGCAACUCGCUGAUUUUUUUAUUGACCAUGACCCAUGUGUCGAGCGUGCGGUCAUGUUCCGAAACGAACUUGGAGCAUGUAUGCGUCGAUAUAUUGAGUUAUUGAGGGCAACCGAAAUGAAUCCCGCCAGCUCAUCUCGCAAUGAACCGAUGUCAGUUCAAGAUCUACCAGGCAACGUACACAUGUCCUCAGACGAUGACGCAUUGGCAAGUGAUGAUGAACUCCUUGGCGCGAGUCGUCUUCUUGUGUAUGAAAGCGAUGAGUAA
Aedes aegypti (yellow fever mosquito) is the source of this 1494-nucleotide messenger RNA. Its product is annotated as tigger transposable element-derived protein 1-like. Bases 1 to 1494 code for a protein of 497 amino acids. NCBI's taxonomy places the organism in Eukaryota, Metazoa, Arthropoda, Insecta, Diptera, Culicidae. The record is from RefSeq and is a predicted model, not a curated record. Gene Ontology annotation, cellular component: nucleus. Gene Ontology annotation, molecular function: DNA binding. The transcript is spliced from 2 exons.